Giardia duodenalis is the source of this 636-nucleotide messenger RNA. RefSeq lists its product as uncharacterized. Bases 1 to 636 code for a protein of 211 amino acids. The transcript has a single exon. NCBI's taxonomy places the organism in Eukaryota, Fornicata, Diplomonadida, Hexamitidae. The record is from RefSeq and is a predicted model, not a curated record.
AUGGGAGAAGGCGCACCAGCCCAAGUAAACCAUCGCCGCGUGGCACCAGAGAUGGAGCUACAGAUCCUCCUUCCGUGGUAUAUCCCUCGGCUUAGCAGUGCACUUGAGGAAGGAGGUUUGGUGCUUCCCGCGGAUGUAAACAUUAUGGAUUUAGCACGGGCCAUUCUGCUCAAUCUUUUAAGACACGACGCUCCUUUCCCUCAGCGCAAGCGGUUAGAGGCACUGAUAAAUGAGGCGAUUGAAUUGGUAUAUAAUUGUCCUCCCCCAUUUUAUCUACUCCCAAGGAAUGCCAAGACAGAGCUCAAUCUGCUUGCAGAUGAAGUAAGACAGAUUAUUUCUGCCGGUGUGCGCAGCAAAAACCCUGCGUUUGGACGCUUCAAGGUGCUUGGUCCGGCAAAGACCCAACAGGCACUCUCAAGGGCGGUAUCAACCACAUACUUGGAGUACGAGCAGGCGAUCACUAGCAAGGCCAAAGAUCCUACAGCCUCCAUUUCAGAUAGAUUGUCAGAGGCCUCACGCUCAUUCAAGGGCUUUCGAGCAUACCUCAAAGAAAACCUAUACGCUACCCUCAAGCGGGAUGACAUAGCUUUCUCUACCCUCACAGAUAAUAAUUCACAUUUGUUCGGAGGUCGCUAA